Molecule: messenger RNA, 3890 nt
Organism: Jaculus jaculus (lesser Egyptian jerboa)
Lineage: Eukaryota; Metazoa; Chordata; Mammalia; Rodentia; Dipodidae
Gene: Card10
Product: caspase recruitment domain family member 10
Exons: 20
Coding region: 1-3069 (1022 amino acids)
Biological process (GO): regulation of apoptotic process
Source: RefSeq, a predicted model, not a curated record
AUGCCGGGCCGAGCGGAGUCGGGCGAGGCCGACGAGGAGGCCGGGGCGGGCUCGGGGUCCGAGGCGGAGGAGGACGCGCUCUGGGAGCGGAUCGAGGGCGUGCGCCACCGGCUGGCGCGCGCCCUGAACCCGGCCAAGCUCACGCCGUACCUGCGCCAGUGCCGGGUCAUCGACGAGCAGGACGAGGAGGAGGUGCUCAGCACCUACCGCUUCCCGUGCCGCGUGAACCGCACCGGGCGCCUCAUGGACAUUUUGCGCUGCCGUGGCAAGAGGGGCUACGAAGCCUUCCUGGAAGCCCUGGAGUUCUACUACCCCGAGCACUUCACGCUGCUCACGGGCCAGGAACCCGCCCAGCGCUGCUCCAUGAUCCUCGACGAGGAGGGUCCUGAGGGCCUGACCCAGUUCUUGAUGACGGAGGUGAGGCGGCUGCGGGACGCUCGCAAGAGCCAGCUGCAGCGGGAGCAGCAGCUGCAGGCUCGGGGCCGCGCCCUGGAAGAGGAGCGGGCCGGGCUGGAGCAGCGGCUGCGGGAGCAGCAGCAGACGCAGGAGCGCUGCCAGCGGCUGCGGGAGGACUGGGAGGCCGGCAGCCUGGAGCUGCUGCGGCUCAAGGACGAGAACUACAUGAUUGCCAUGCGCCUGGCGCAGCUCAGCGAGGAGAAGAACUCGGCCGUGCUGCGCAGCCGGGACCUGCAGCUGGCGGUGGAUCAGCUGAAGCUCAAAGUCAGCCGCCUGGAGGAGGAGUGUGCCCUGCUGCGGAGGGCCAGGGGACCCCUGCCUGCUGCCGAGGAGAAGGAGAAGGAGUCGGACGGUGUGGACCUGCUCUCAGAGCUGCGGGCUGAGAACCAGAGGCUGAUGACGUCACUGCAAGAGCUCCAGGAAGGUCUGCAGCAGGAGGUGAACCGGCCAGGGGCGGCGGGCUCCGAGCGCAUCUUGCUGGACAUCUUGGAGCAUGACUGGCGGGAGGCGCAGGACAGCAGGCAGGAGCUGUGUCAGAAGCUGCACGCCGUGCAGGGCGAGCUGCAGUGGGCGGAGGAGCUGCGGGACAAGUACCUUCAGGAAAUGGAGGACCUGCGGCUCAAGCACCGCACGCUGCAGAAGGACUGUGACCUGUACAAGCACCGCAUGGCCACCGUGCUGGCCCAGCUGGAGGAGAUCGAGAAGGAGAGGGACCAGGCCAUCCAGAGCCGAGACCGCAUCCAGCUACAGUACUCCCAGAGCCUGAUUGAGAAGGACCAGUACCGCAAGCAGGUGCGGGGACUGGAAGCCGAGCGAGAUGAGCUGCUCACCACGCUUACCAGCCUGGAGGGUGCCAAGGCCCUGCUGGAGGCACAGCUGCAGCGGGCCCAGGGGGGCUCCUGCCUCAAGGCUUGCACCUCCUCCCACUCCUUGUGUUCGAACCUUAGCAGCACCUGGAGCCUCACUGAGUUCCCCUCCCCACUGGGAGCCCCGGAAGCCACCUCAGGAGAAGCCGGAGGAUCGGAGCCUCAUACCUCGGAAGAAGCCACAGACAGUGAGAAGGAGAUCAACCGCCUCUCCAUCCUGCCCUUCCCUCCCAGUGCUGGCUCCAUCCUCCGCCGGCAGCGUGAAGAGGACCCAGACCCCCAUAACAGGGCCUUCAGCAGCAUGUCUGACAUCACAGGGAGUGUGACCCUUAAGCCCUGGUCCCCAGGCCUGUCUUCCUCUUCUUCCUCGGACAGUGUGUGGCCUUUGGGAAAGCCUGAAGGCCUCUUGGGCAGGGGCUGUGGCCUGGACUUCCUUAACAGGUCUCUGGCCAUUCGCGUGUCAGGCUGGAGCCCCCCAGGGGGCCCAGAACCCCAGGAUAAGGGCCCAGAUAGUCUGUCACUCCUUGGGGACAGAUGGUCUGGGACAGUGGUGCGCAGGGUGCUGUCAGGGCCUGGGUCAGCCAGGACAGAACACAGAGAGCCCAGGGCAGAAGGCGCUUGCCUCGAGGGCUCAGGCCUGGAAGCUGAGGCCCAGCAGAGGACCUUGCCCUGGAGCCAGGGCUGCACGCUCCCCCACCUGCUGGACUCCAAGGCCUGCCAGUCCUUCCAUGAGGCCCUGGAGGCCUGGGCGAAAGAGCCAAGCCCAGAACCCUUCUACAUCCGAGCCAACCUCGCCCUGCCCGAGCGGGCGGAUCCCCACGCCCUUCGCGUGAAAGCUCAAGAGAUCCUGCGGCUGGUGGACCCCGCGCACAAGCGAUGGCAGGAGUGGCUCUGCGCCCGGGUCGACCCCCUCACGCUGAGAGACCUGGAUCGGGGCACGGUGCCCAAUUAUCAGAGAGCCCAGCAGCUGCUGGAAGCCCAGGAAAAGUCUCUAACCUCCAGCAGACACCGGAGCCCCCGCAGUAAUCUGAAGAGGGCCCUGGAGCUGGUGAGGCCCAAGACUGCAGGGGGUGCUGCGGGGGACAACGCAGAGCAGCUGCCCCAGGAACCCUGCUCAGAGCCCCAGCGGAGCCCCAAACCCUACAGCCUGGUGCGGCCGCUGCUGGUGUCCGCGCUGCGGCCCGUGGUGCUGCUGCCCGAGUGCCUGGCACCCAGGCUCAUCCGCAAUCUGCUGGACCUGCCCAGCUCCAAGCUGGACUUCCAAGUGUGCCCGGCAGAAAGUCUUUCUGGGGAGGAACUGUGCACAUCCUCUGCACCCGGAGCCCCCAAAGCCCGUCCUGCCACCCCAGGGCUGGGCAGCAGGAUCCGUGCCAUUCAGGAGUCCGCUGGGAAGAAGAAGCACUGUCUGCUGGAGCUGGGCGUGCGCGGGGUGCGGGAACUGGUGCAGAGCGAGGUGUACCCCAUCGUCAUCCACGUGGAGGUGACAGAGAAGAACGUCCGCGAGGUCAGGGGCCUGCUGGGCCGCCAGGGCCAGCGGGACUCGGAGCUUUUACGGCAGUGCCGCAGUUCGGAGCAGCGGCUUUGGGGGCUGCCUUGCUCCUGGGUGCAGGUGCCCGCCCAUGCUUGGGCCCACGCGGAGGAAUUGGCCAAGGUGGUGCGUGGCCGCAUCCUGAAGGAGCAGGCCCGCCUCGUGUGGGUGGAGCGAGGCAGUAGCCCAGGGGGCAGCGGCGGCAGCAGCGAGGCCUGAGGAGCCACCUUACGUCCCGCCUUCCCCCCCAUAUCCGAGUCUUCUCCAGCGGAUGGAUGCCCAAGGCCUCCUCCACCUGGUGCCCGGACGUUCCCCAUUUAUACCAGGGCUUCUUCUAGUCCCGCAGAGGCCGCCAACCACGGGGCACCCGGGUCUGCCAGGGAGUCAGAUCCUCCAGUGUGGGACCUUGUCGCCAGGUUCUCUUGCCAGUUUGUUACUGGUCCAGCAGAGGCUGCCUGGGCGCGUGCCUGGCCCCCCCACACUCCCGCACUUGCUGCUCUGGGCCUCCCCUCGGUCCUCACGCUCCCACACUCCCAUUUGUGGGUGUCUGUGUUCUCUCCUUACACUAGUUCACUCUGGAGACGGAGUUCUCAUACCUGUGCCUGGGUUUACACACUCACGUUCUCACGGGGCAGUUACCACUUCUGUCCCUCAUCCCUCCACCUGGGCACACACGAUCACACACGGGUAACCGCCCCGCCUGGUAUCUUGGGUACGCUGCCACCUGUGAGUGCUGAGGCUGCCCGGGCCGGUUACCUGUGACCCCCGCCUCCAUGUCUUCACUUGUGUCAUCUGUACUUCUUUCUCAUGUGCCCGCCCCCGUGGCACUGGGCAGGGACGAGUGUGUGUUCCCACGUGCCCACCCAGGACCGUGUUCUCACAGCUGGCUUCCUGCCCCCCCCACCGUGCCUGCCCGUAGGGUGGGGGUGGGGGAGGGGAGCAGCGGCUGCUCGGCUACCGGAAUGUACGGGCCCCGUGGGUAACUCCUGGGCCCUUUCGCUCAAGCUGCACACAGAUCAUUAAAGUUUAUUGUCAGUGUU